Messenger RNA from Symbiodinium sp. CCMP2592, 1566 nucleotides. The record is from the annotation of a GenBank genome assembly. Lineage: Eukaryota; Dinophyceae; Suessiales; Symbiodiniaceae.
AUGGAAGGAUUGGCAAUGCAGAGAUGGGUCGUGGAUAAGUUGCUCAAGAAGGAGUCCUGGUACAAGGAAAACAAGAGUUUCAACAUCUUCAUGAACCGGUACUCUUAUGCCACCGACCAUGCCAUUUCAAUGCACACCGAUGCGUCCAAAUAUUAUGAUGAGAUUGAUCCGAUCACAUCGCUUUCAAUGGUCCUGGGAUCAUUUCUUUUGAUCCAAGCGAAGCAGGCUAAAAAACGAGGCAACAAGCCGAGGUGGUGUUUGGUUGUUUACCAGCCGCCUUGCUCCAUGCUGAUCAUGGCUGGGAAGUUUCAAUCGCAGUUCGAGCAUGCAGUGCCUGCUUGGUUGGACAUGAAGGAGAUUGCCCAUGCGGAACAAAAUGCUGAGUUUCAAUUGACACGCGGUGGGCAGCAAGAGAAUCUCAGACUCCUGUUUGUUGGGCAGGCGAAACAACAGAUGAAGGAUGAAAUUGAGAGACUGGAGAGUCUCAAUUUGAACGAGACUCACAGGUGGAAUGUGACGGUGAGGUGGAUAAGACGCCAUAACGAGGACUGUCCAUGUCGUGGGAAAAAAGUUGAACUAGUCGGACCUGAGAUGCUGAAACCACCUGGAAAGGCAAGGACGCAUGAGGGAUCUGCGGGGUCGAGUGCCAAGUUACCUUGGGAUGCCAAGGCAGCAGCACACCAGAGACAAGAGUUUAAUAAAGGCAGGCCAGGAAGUGAUGUGCGGAAAGAAAAUGAUGGUGAGAGGCCAAGUUUAUUUGCAGAGCCAGCUUUGGUUGCCACGCUGGAAAUGGCGAUUGACAUGAUCACUGUGGAACCAUGGCCGCUUUUUUCUGCUUCCUUCUGUGGAGACUCCGGUGUGAGGAGACUGGUCCUAGAAAUGGUUGAGAAGAACAAAAUGUAUCCUCAGCAGAGUUUAAGCGUGCAGCGGAAGAUCGUGGAGAAGUUGCGCAAGUUGAGGAGACAGGCUUUGCUUUUGGACUUGCUUUGGUUGUCGACAGAGGGACCUAGUUUUGUCGCUGCGAUCGACCAAGUGGCUGUCGAAGUUCCAGGCAAAGAUCCAAAGCAUUUGACAGUGGUUCAGAUGUCUUUUCGUAUGUUCAAGGUACUCCUGGAUGAGCACCCCAUUGAUGAAGACUGCCUCCAAGAACAUGGUCUCGUGUGCUUGGACUUUUCUGGUCUGCGUGACGAUGUUUUGAGCCAAAGCGCGAAAGAUAAAAAAUGGGAUUGGAUGACUUUGCAGGGAAAAUAUUGCAUCGAGUCAUUCACAGCCUAUGUGUUUGAUGAUUCUGCACCGUCGGAUAGCAUCAGUAUCAGGACCAAACUGACUUUUCUGCAACAGCCUUUGCGUGAUGUGGUCCGGAUGGCUGAGUCUGGGUCAGGGCCAGAAGAGUCCCUGACAAGUGCUAUGCGGUUGGAGAAGUGGUUCGAUCUUUAUUUGGAUCAGAUCUGGACACAUGAAAGCUCCCAACGGGCUAUGUCACCAGACGGUCGGUUGAUUUUGUGGAUGAUACCUCUGCAAACGAGACUCACCUACCUCGGCUCUAAAAGAGCGAAAACAACAUGA